Messenger RNA from Ostrinia furnacalis (Asian corn borer), 1300 nucleotides. RefSeq names its product probable ATP-dependent RNA helicase DHX35. Gene Ontology annotation, molecular function: ATP binding; helicase activity; RNA binding. The record is from RefSeq and is a predicted model, not a curated record. Gene Ontology annotation, cellular component: intracellular anatomical structure; catalytic step 2 spliceosome. Bases 1 to 1266 code for a protein of 421 amino acids. The transcript has 9 exons. Lineage: Eukaryota; Metazoa; Arthropoda; Insecta; Lepidoptera; Crambidae.
AUGUUAGGACAGAGGCCAAAGUUUAUCCGUCCCGGUGACGAUGAUCCCUUAUACCCAACGCGCAACAAAGAUGGUGUCAUAGAAACGCUGAUAAAUCCGAACACAGACUCAGCGUUGGCAACCGACAAUGAUGCUCGGUCCAACUUCGUUUACAACCGUCACCAUCAUUUACCAUUGGAGACUCAACGGCAAAGAUUACCGGUGUUCCAGUACCGGAACCACAUCUUGUAUUUGUUGGAGAAGUAUCAAACGUUGGUCCUGAUCGGUGAAACUGGAUGCGGAAAGUCCACUCAAGUCCCUCAGUAUCUCCACGAGAUCGGCCACAAAGUAUGCGUGACGCAGCCUCGCGUAGCAGCCGCCGUGUCGCUGGCGUGCCGCGUAGCCGACGAGCGCGGCGAGCGGCUCGGCGAGCGAGUGGGCUGUGCUGCUGGGAUGACGUCCACGCGUGGGCCGGACUGUGGGAUUGUGUUCAUGACCGAAGGAGUCCUGCUUCGGGAAAUGUUUGCGUCGCCGCUUCUGAUGCAGUAUUCCUGCAUCGUUCUUGACGAGGUACACGAGAGGUCGCAAAUGACUGACGUGCUUAUGGGGCUACUAAAGAAAAUAGCUAAAAAACGCAAGAACCUCAAGCUUGUGGUAUCCUCAGCGACUAUGGAUGCGGAGUUCCUUCGGGAUUUCUUCAAUGUAAGGGACAAAAAGGACUCAGAACCGGGAAGCUCAUCUGUGAUUAUGUCAAUGCAGGGCCGCACUCAUCCUAUAGAAGUUUAUUAUUCUGCUGAGCCAGUAGCAGACUACGUAAAAGCGACAGUGGAUACGGUCAUAAAAAUCCACGAGAACGAGCCCUUUGGAGAUGUGCUGGCUUUCCUCACGUCUCAGGAGGAAAUCCUCGAAGCUCUAGACACACUUCGUACCUAUGCAGAAGAUAACAACCAAAAGAACAAACACAGAAGACAUUUCCCGAGCGGCGUUCAAGCGGCUAACUUAAACAUAGUGCCAAUGUAUGGCAGUCUACCUCAUUAUAAACAGAUACAAGCGUUCCAGAUUGGGGACAAGAAUGUCAGGAAGGUCGUCUUGGCUACAAAUAUUGCGGAGACUAGCGUCACUAUACCUGGGAUUGUCUAUGUGAUCGACUGCGGGUUCCACAAGCUGCCUCACUUCUCUCCGGACGUAGGUGUUGCCAGCAUAAGCGUGGCUCCAAUAUCCAAGAACAACGCGACACAGCGCGCGGGACGCGCGGGCAGGACUGCACGAGGGAAAUGUUACAGGUGAGUUGUAGAUAGAGGGCAAGAUAAGAGAGAGAGAG